CAAAAAAAUGUAUUCCCACUCAUAGUUAUUUUGUUUAAAGAUUUCGUGGGCGUGCACGGUCUGCCAUUGUGCAUUUUGGCGCGUGCUUUUUUUGCACAGCAAGCGAGGCAAGCAAGUCGUGUGGGGAGGGGAAAGAAAAGCCCAACAACAGCGUACAGCAAGCCAACCAGCAAACUGCAGAAGAUAACCGCUCUGUGUUGGAAACAUACGAUUUGUGUUUCAGAGGUCAUUUGAGUCAUAAACAUUUGAACGUGCUCCUUUGAGCCAACGUUACUGCUACUCAUUUGAGCCAACGUUACUGCCAGCUAGCCAUGGGAAAAAAGACUCGUGAAGAUGACGAUGGUGCCUCCGGUUCAUCUUCAGAAGAGGAAGAAUUUGUUGUGGAGAAGGUUUUGGACAGAAGGACAGUUAAGGGUAGAGUGGAAUUCUACCUGAAGUGGAAAGGCUAUUCAGAAAAGCACAACACAUGGGAGCCAGAAAAAAAUCUUGGCUGCCCCGAGCUCAUUGCAGAGUUCAUGAAGACCUACAAGAAGCCAAGUAGUGGUAGCGGAGGUUCCACCCCAAGCAGUGGAGGGGCCAAAUCCAGCACAGGAUCGUCAGGCCGCAGCAAGGACAGCAGCAGCAAGAGGAGGAACUCUGAUGAUGAUGGUGAAGGAAGCAGCAACAAGCCCAAACGGAAAAAAGAGGAUGACAUCCUGAUUGCGAGAGGCUUUGAGAGGGGUCUGGAACCAGAGAAAAUUAUUGGAGCCACAGAUUCCUGUGGAGAUCUCAUGUUCCUCAUGAAAUGGAAGGACUCUGACGAGGCAGAUUUGGUGCUGGCCAAGGAGGCCAAUCACAAGUGCCCGCAGAUUGUCAUAGCCUUUUACGAAGAACGUCUCACCUGGCACGAAGAUGGCGACAAGAAGGAGAAGGGUGCCGUGAGCAUGUGAGCAGUUUGUGUCGCUAUGGGAACAGUCACCGACAUCUAUCACCCCCUCCCACCCCCGGAGAAUCAUGUAGUCGAUACCAAAUCACACCCCGCGCCUCUCCCUUUGAUCAUGGCCUGUUUGAAGGAUCUGUAAGUGUACAUGCAGUGUGUUGGUAAAUCGCCUCUACCGUACAGAUCGACAAACGUUAAAGGUUUAGGGCCACAGGGAGGACCAGGGAGGGAUUUGGGAUUGCCUGACUCUCAACCCCCCCCCCCCCCCCCAACCUGGCCCUUUGCUAAUGACCAUAAUGAAAACCACACAAACCAACAACAGGGGGGCACUGCCCGCUUCUUCAUGACACCUCCCUCCCAUUCCCCGUGUGCAGGCCAAUGUCACAGAGUAACUAACAGCCCAGCCCAGCCAAGCCAUUCUUACACACAGACUAAGAUGAAUGCCGGACCACUCGGGUUUUGGAGGAGGCCAAACAGGCAGGGUGCUACACUACUGGGGAGGGCUUGUGGCUCCACUUUUUCAUCUUGCUUUACUCUCUUACUGUAUUUUUUUUUUUUUUUUUUUGUACUGUUGACAAAAGGGGGCGGGGUAUGAUUGUGUACAGAUGUUUUUAGAUUCUAUGUUGUACCCGUUCAAAGUACAGCCAGCCAUUUUAAGGUGACUUGAAGGUUGUCGUCUUCCCUGCACUCCUGGCCGUUUAAGUGGCCCCGUCAAAGCGUGGUCCAGGGCCCUGUGUUCCCAAAGCUUCUCAGUGUGCCUGGGGACAUCCCACCUGUCUGCGUGUUCACGGUCGGGUCCCGUCUGUGCAUUUUAUUUUUUGGUGAUCUAACGGGAGGGCAAAAUGGACCAUAGUUCAGGUACUCUAAGAAACUUUGACUGGAAUGAAGUGGAUGCUGGAAGGCUUGACAGCCCUGCGAGUCGUAACCUUGAGUAUUGUACACCGUAGGAGAGGACACACGGUUUUAACAAUGUGAACCCUCCCCUGUUUUUGCUCAGUAGUUUUAGUCCAACUUCAGUGUGUCUAAGGUCAAUAUGGUCCUUCCCUUUAUAUAAGGACAUCCUCUGCUUUUUUUUCGUUUUGUCUAUACUCUAGUAGUUUGGAUGGAUCGUAAGCUUGUUUUUAAUCACUGAUAUUUUAGCUCUUUUUAGCCCGUGACUUUCUGUUCUUUAGCUUGAACCUGUUAACUAACAAUCAUGCCUUCCAAUCCAUUGCUAAGAUCAUGAACCUACUUAGUCAAGAAUAGCUGCUUUUUCAUGACGUGAAACUGGGAGUCUUCUAAUUACCUGAUACUUACGACUGUAGUGUGAUCAUGCAACAAUUACAAGCCAGAAAAUAUUACAGACGCACAUGCCCCUUCAAAAGUUGUGCCCUUUGUUUCAAGCCAUCUUUAUUUUCAAAUGUGAAUGACCGUUGAUUGUGACUGUAUAGCUAGAACAUUAUCAUAGUAAUGCUGAAUGGGAACUGGAACUGUCUGUAUGGUCAGAAGUUGGACAAUCAGCAUGCCAAAUGCUCUGCACUUAAGUGAAAUCAAACCGCAAUACAGAUUGAUUUGAUCUGGUUACACCACCUGGUGGCUAAACGGCUCAACCGGGCCUCUUGAAUCGUGUGCUGUGUAGGAACAUUGGACACGGCAGAUCUGUUCUUACUUCCAGACAUGUUUAUGGGAGUUCUUAUCGAUCUAUUCUAACAUUUUAAGGUCACGUCGUUUGCUUUUGACUGAGUAUUACGUUGUGAAUUCCACUCAACCAUCAGAGUAUUUGUUCCACUUGCUAUAAUUAGUUUGAAUGGACUCGUAGAAGGGGAAUUUGACCAGAAUUUAGUUUCACCUUUCCUCUUAUUGGUAGAUAUAAAAAAUAUAUUGGAAUGAAUAUGUUAUCCAUAUUGUUGGCUUUGUUAGUUUUUUCAACUAUCCAGUAUGUCCACCUUUUGAAUCCCCUCCUUGUUAAAUGUAGUAAUGAGAAAUUUAGUUUGGAUUCACUGCCUUUGAUUUUGUAUUCAGACUUUAUACUGGGGCUGGGCGGUAUGUCAUUAAUACAUACCACUGAUACAUGGACCAUCUUUAAUUACAAUUUUGUUUUCCCCCUUAUCCUUUAACGGUGUUUCCACUCUGUUAAAUGGCUGGUGUAAUGUCAACCUUUGGUGACUGUUUUCUGAGUGGGCUCUGCCUCUGCCCACUUCCCACGCCGAGCCCUGAUCCGCCUUGAAACAACUUGACUGAUAAAUGUCCUUGGAUUGGUCUGGCAUGUAUAAACGCAUGUGUGCCGGUCACGGAUGUUUGUAUAUUAACACGUUCGGUAUGCAUGUUGAAAACCCUGUAAGAACUCUGCAGCGGGCAAGAACCGGUGCUCGUCUCUGUUGAUAAGGGCAGUGGUGAAAGAUGUUGGCGAGGAGAACUGAGGCCACACAUCCGGUUAUUAUACACACAGGGAACUUGAUCCUAGGGAGACAAUCUGACAGGGACGUGGGCAGGAAUACAAUGUCGAGUUUGAAGGGUUCUACUCAGAGAUGAGCUACAAAUGCAGUACCUUGACUUCUUGGUAAUUGAAUCGGGCGCUUCCAUCCAAGAGAUUUACACAGGUGACUUGAUGUAUUUCAACCUGUUACGUUGCAACUGUGAAAGAGUUGUAUUUUUGUUUAUUUCAACACCAAAAAAAAUAUUCCACCCCCUUGUUUUUUCAGCGGUUGACUGGACCUAGAACAUUGCAACCAGAAUGAUGACAAACAUCCAUUAAACCUGCUUGAUGUGUCAGUUGCCACGCUAGUCAUGCACUUCUCAUAAGGUGCAAAUUUGACUAACAAAUGAAUAUCGUCCAGCCCUAAUUUGUACUUUGUUUCCUUUAAUGCAUUGCUAUAUGGCAACGAAGGGUAUGGUUGUGUACUCACAGAAAAGGCAAAGUGUUCCAAUAUAUUUGGUGUAUGGACAGAGUGCUUUGUGCUAUUGUGAUCAGAUUCUCUAUUUGUCUAUUUGGUACAAAUAUUCUCUUACUCAAUUUUGUUUUUUUUUUUGUUGUUUUUUUUCUCUCAAAUUUUUAUUUUUUAAGGAGCAUCAGUGUCUUGACUUGUCUAGUCACUGUAAUUGUAGAAACAACUGUUGUGGAUUACAGAUGCUUAGACUUGCUUUUCUUUAGACACAUCCCUGCUCAGGUUUGAUGUGUCAUGGUUGUACAUUUGUUUUUGUUUGUUUUGUUUUGUCUUGAAAAUAAAAACCCUCUCACUUUUUA
This is a messenger RNA of Esox lucius (northern pike), 4142 nucleotides long. It is a transcript of the gene cbx5, whose product is annotated as chromobox homolog 5 (HP1 alpha homolog, Drosophila). The transcript is spliced from 5 exons. The coding region runs from base 312 to 929 and encodes 205 amino acids. Lineage: Eukaryota; Metazoa; Chordata; Actinopteri; Esociformes; Esocidae. Gene Ontology annotation, molecular function: chromatin binding. Gene Ontology annotation, biological process: negative regulation of transcription by RNA polymerase II; chromatin organization. The record is from RefSeq and is a predicted model, not a curated record. Gene Ontology annotation, cellular component: pericentric heterochromatin; nucleus.